UUUACAGAGAAAUACCCUGAGAUAAAGAAUUUGAUGGGAUAUGACCCUGUUUUUAAGUACGUGGUACUUGCAAUGAUUCUGACACAGUUCUUGAUGUUCUGGUUGCUCAAGGAUGCUUCCUGGGUAACCAUUCUUAUUAUAGCCUAUUGCUUUGGUGGUGUAAUAAAUCAUUCCUUGAUGUUGGCCAUUCAUGAAAUAUCCCACAACUUGGCAUUUGGACAUGCUAGACCACUGACUAAUCGUAUCUUUGGAAUAUUUGCCAAUCUUCCAAUUGGAAUUCCAAUGUCUGUGUCCUUCAAGAAGUAUCACUUGGAACAUCACAGAUAUCAGGGAGACGAGAUUUUAGAUACAGAUAUUCCUUCUCGCUUAGAAGCUAGGCUUUUCUGCACAACUUUUACCAAAUGCAUCUGGGUUGUUCUUCAACCAUUUUUCUAUGCCCUGAGGCCAUUCUUCAAGUACCCAAAGUCUCCUACUUUACUGGAAGUUAUUAACACCGUGUUUCAAUUAGUUUUCAAUGUGAUGUUGUACUAUAUGUGUGGGGUUCGCAUUAUUUUCUAUAUGAUUGGCGGGUCCUUGAUGGCAAUGGGGCUUCAUCCAGUUGCUGGUCAUUUCAUCUCUGAACAUUACAUGUUUAAAAAAGGUUAUGAGACCUACUCAUAUUAUGGUGUUCUGAACAAGAUCACCUUUAAUGUGGGUUACCAUAUGGAACAUCAUGAUUUUCCCAGUGUACCAGGUUCUCGUCUACCAGAGGUGAAACAGAUUGCUAAGGAGUACUAUGAAAACUUACCACAACAUAAUUCAUGGAUAAAAGUUAUUUAUGAUUUUAUCACUGAUCCGGAUAUUGGUCCAUAUGCUCGAGUAAUGAGAAAACAUCGCCCUGCUCAUGCGUCUCGUACAGAUUAACAGGUGGUAUCUAAGCACUCGUUAAUAUUCUGUACACAUGCUUUCUUUUAUGCUUUUCUUUUUGUAUUACUUCACUAUAGAAAUACUUUCUUCACAUAUUGUGUGAAGCCUAAGCAAUGUAUUCAGUACUAAAGCAGGUGUGUAGCUAUUCUUUCUCUAUUUAUAAUUUUUUGUUUUUAUUCUGGUUGAAAUAUUGUUAAAAAAAAUAUUGUUCUGAACAUGAACAUCACAGUAGCUAAGAGUCAUCUGCUUUGUGGAAAUGUAUGAUUGUAUAUCUAUUAAGACUGCUGCCAUAUAUACAUAUUCUAAGUUGAAACUUGCUGUUUACUUCAACAUAUUGAUAUACUACACUGUAAUAUGUCCUAAAAACAAUCUAAGUAUUACAUCCUGCAUGACUUGCUGCAUAAAACAUUUGAAGUGUUACAUGUUUUAAUCCAAAUUGUACUGUGUACCUUAUAUAGAUUUCUUUCAAAAAAAUAUAUUGCACAAUGUAUGUCUUGUAAAACAAACUGUUAUGCCUUUUCUCUUGUAUUGUAAGCUACCUGUUAAAUAUCACGCAAGUCAUGCAAUUUUUGUUCAUUCACAUUUCAAAAGACAAGAUUUCUAUGACUUUAUACUCACCAUGUGAAGUUAGCAUUUCAAUAAGGAAGAUUAGCUGCCUCAUUAUUUAAAUCUAUUUUGAUGCCAACAAAGAAGUUUUGAUGCAAGAUGUGUUUCUUAACAACUAAUCAGUAUUAUAAAUAAAAAACAAAAAAUGAAAUGUUUUAAGAAUGUUGUACAAAACAUUUGCAUGUUUUUUUUUUAAUAAAAAAUCUGUUUUUUUAUAUCUCAAAGUUUUCUAAAACUGCUCUAAUUGGAAUUAUAGAUUGCUGUAAAUUGGCAAACUUGUUUUUGGAUAUGGGUUAAGUGACAGAAAAAUCAUUAUUGUA
Limulus polyphemus (Atlantic horseshoe crab) is the source of this 1832-nucleotide messenger RNA. It is a transcript of the gene ifc, whose product is annotated as sphingolipid delta(4)-desaturase DES1-like. Gene Ontology annotation, molecular function: sphingolipid delta-4 desaturase activity. Gene Ontology annotation, biological process: ceramide biosynthetic process. The transcript is spliced from 4 exons. NCBI's taxonomy places the organism in Eukaryota, Metazoa, Arthropoda, Merostomata, Xiphosura, Limulidae. The record is from RefSeq and is a predicted model, not a curated record. The annotation marks the transcript as partial. Gene Ontology annotation, cellular component: membrane.